AUGGCGAUAAGGAUAAUCGCCGCAAUUAUUCCUACAAUAAUUAACUACACAAUUAGGCCACUUGGACGCCAAGUGAGUUAUGUCAUUUUCUACAAAAGCAACCUUAAAGAUCUAAGGAGUACAUUGAAGAAUUUUGAUGCUGUCAAACAAAGGAUGAACCAUGCGGUUGAAGAAGUCGAAGGAAAAGUUAAUCAAAAAGUGGAAGCUGAUGUCCGGAACUGGCAGACAGAAGCGGAUGUGAUCUCUCGAGAGGCAGAAGCAUUAUUGGAUGAUGAAGGCUUUGCAAAGACAAAGUGUCUCUAUGUAUGUCCUAACCUGAUAUCCUAUCAUCAGCUCAGCAGAAAAUCAACUAAAUUGGUCAGAAAGAUUGAAGAACAUGAAAAUAAAAAAGAGUUUGCCAGUAUCUCUUACAAUGCUGCUGUGGAAGACAUAUCUGCCAUAGCCUCCGACGAGUACAUGGCCUUUGAAUCAAGGACUUCAAUGGUGAAGGAUAUCAUUACGCAAUUGAAAAAACCUGAUAUCAACAAGAUUGGUGUGUACGGAUUAGGGGGCGUUGGGAAGACAACACUUGCCAAAGAGGUUUACAGAGAAGCUAUGGAAGAGAAGUUAUUUGAUGAUGUGGUUAUAAUUCUAAACGUAAAAGAAAAAAAAGACAAUGAAACAAUUCAAAAAGCAAUUACCAAAAAGUUGAGGAUGGAUGUUGAUGAAUCUGUGGAUAUGGGAACAAGGGCGAAUCUCCUACGGGCCAGGAUAAAAGAGGGGAAGGCUCUUGUCAUUUUAGACGAUGUUUUGGAAAGAAUUGACUUUGAGGCCGUGGGACUCGUCGGUGUGCCGAACUGUAAGUUAUUGUUGACAUCUAGAGAUAGACAAGUUUUAUUCCAUGAUAUGCGUACACAAAAAAAUUUUGAAAUUGGAUUUUUAAAAGAAAACGAAAGUUGGAGUUUGUUUGAGAAGAUGGCGGGUAAUGUCGUUAAAGACAACCGUAUACUGAAAGAAGCAACCCAGCUAGCAAAGAAAUGUGGAGGUUUGCCGGUUUUGGUUGUUGCAGUUGCAAGUGCUUUAAGGGAAAGUAGUUUGGAGGAAUGGAAAGAUGCGUUGAGAAGUUUCAAAAGAUUUGACAAGAAAGAAAUGAAUGAAAAAGCAUUCUUGGCUCUAAAGUGGAGUUACGAACAAUUGGAGGAUCAAGAGCUUAAGCAGUUGUUCUUGCUUUGCGGGAGUUGCAGCAAUUAUCUAAGUGACUUGUUAAAGUAUUGUAUGGGUUUGGGUUUGAUAAAAAAUGUUGAGACAAUGGAAGAUGCACGGAAUUCAUUGAAUAGAAUGGUUAAAAAACUAAAAAAUUAUUGCCUAUUGCUGGACAGUUAUGAUGAUGACUCUAUUACAAUGCAUGAGCUUGUACGAGAUGUUGCUGUCCGGAUUGCAUCUGAUGAUCAAAGGUUCUUUUCAAGAGCAUAUGGAGAUGAGGUGAAAGAAUGGCCAAGUGAGGAUUUAUUUAAAAGUUACACUGCCAUCUCCUUGAGGUUUUGCAAGAUCCCCAGGCUUCCUGAAGUACCUUGGGAAUGCCCAGAAUUAAAAUUGUUGGUCUUUGUGAAUGAUGAUAUUGGCAACUCCCAGGAAAUCCCAAGCAAAUUUUUUGAAGGGAUGAAAGAACUCAAAGGGUUGGAUGUAACUGCAUUCAGUAUUGAGUCAUUACCUCCAUCUCUUCAAUCCCUAAAGCAUCUCCAGACAUUGUGUUUAGAUCAAUGUGAGUUGGAAGACAUAACUCUUGUUGGACGGCUAACAAACUUGAAAAUUCUUAGCCUGAUAUACUCCAAGGUUAAAGAGUUGCCCAAAGAAAUAGGGCAAUUGACUAAGCUACAAUUAUUGGAUUUGACAUGUUGCUCUGAACUUGUUCUGAUCUCACCUGAUGUUAUAUCAAGCUUGACAAGACUAGAAGAGUUGAGGAUGGGAAUAAAAAGCUUCAAGCAAUGGGAGGGUGAUGGUCCCACUAGUGGAGGAAGUAAUGCUACUGUUUCAGAGCUGAAGCACUUGGUUGAACUAACUGCAUUAGACAUACAUGUUCCAGAUGCUAACCUUCUUCCAGCCAACUUGUUCUCCGAUAAGUUAGAAAGAUACACCAUACUUAUCGGUGAUUGUUGGGCAUAUCCUGACAUCCAUCCAACCUCCUCUAACAUGCUAAAACUCAAGCUUACAAGGAGAAAUCAGUUCGACCGAGGUAUAAAGUUGUUGGUAAAGAAAUGUGAGCAAUUGUACUUGGAUGGGAUGAAGAUUGUGAAUAUUAUUUCCUAUCUAUUUGACAGUGAAGCUGUUAAUCAACUGAAGCAUUUCCAUGUCCAAAACAACGACAAAGUUAAAUAUGUCAUUAACUCCGUCAGUUGGAGUUAUUCUCAUAAUGCCUUCUCCAACCUGGAAUCUCUAGCUCUUGAAGACCUUGUGAGUCUGGAAAGUGUAUGUUAUGGGCAACUCAUAGGCGAGCCUUUCCCAAAGUUAAAAUCUUUGAGACUCCGGAAUCUACCAAAGCUUAUUGGUUUCUCUUCCAAAGGCAAGCAAUUAACGAUUGCUACAGAAGCCGACGAAAUCGUUACGGUGGAUGAAGUUGGUGGACCAUCGAGACUGUUCAAUAACGGGGAGGUUUUGAUGCCCAACUUAACAACCUUGACUGUGCAUCAAUGUGAUAGCUUAAGAUUCUUGUUUUCGAGUUCCAUGGUUAAAUGUCUCAGGCAACUCAAACAUAUCAAGAUAUCCAAAUGUCAAGCACUACAAAUGGUAUAUGAAACAUCAUCUACCACUCAGUUGAAUGAUUUUAGAUGCCCAAAUCUAAACUCAGUUGAGAUAGACUCGUGUGAUAGUUUGAAAAAUGUCUUUCCUGCCUCAGUGGCAAAAGAUCUUAAGCAGCUAAGCAAGUUGGAGGUUGAGAAUUGUAGUUUAAUGGAGGAAAUUGUUGCGAGGGAAGAAGGACCACAAAUGGCAUAUGAGGAGUUCGGAUUCCCUAAAGUAACAUCUAUCGAAUUUGAUAAUCUACCCCGACUUCGGAGUUUCUAUCCAGGACUGCAUGUUUCUAAUUGGCCAUCACUUAACCUUUUAAGGUUCACGAAAUGUGGUGGUGUGAAGAUUUUUGCUGCUGAGUUUUCAACAUAUCAAGACAAAUUUGAGUUGGGCCACCCAAGACCAAUGGAACAACCUUUCUUUUUAAUUGAGAAGGGUAAGUCAUUCCUUAACUUGGAACACUUGCUAUUGGACGAGAACACGGAGAUUUGGUAUGAACCGUAUGGUCCACUCCCGGCAGAGUUGUUGAGAAAACUAAAAGGAAUUGUUUUUGCUACUUCACAUCCCAAGUCAGAUGUUUUCUUUGAGAAUUUACAGAAUACUGAACUGCUCCAUGUGCUCUCAGCUCCUUGGAAAGAAUUACAUGAAGUUGAGACCCUCUCACGUGUAAAGGUUUUGUGGCUCAUCGAUAUGCCGGAGCUGAUACAUCUAGGAAUGGAAAACUCCCAACUAGGGGGCCCUUUUUUUCCAAACUUGGAAUUUCUACGCCUAGAAAAAUGUGGCAGAUUAGAGAAUCUAACUUCAUCAUUGAUAUCCUUUCGGAAUCUAACAAUUUUGCACAUACGGAGUUGUCACGAACUGCAAUACUUAAUACCUUAUUCUGUGGCUAAGAAUCUGCCGCAACUCCAUGUGUUGGAUGUUGGGUACUGUGAAAGAAUGGUAGAAAUAGUGGCAAGCAACGGAGUGGAUUCAGAAAUUGAGAUCACUUUCAGUUACUUGCAACAUCUUGAACUUUCUGAUCUACCAAGUCUGCAAGGGUUUUGCACGGGAAAUUGCAUUUUCAAAGUCCCAUCCUUAGAAACUUUGAUUGUCAAGAAUUGCCAGCUGAUCGAGUUAAAGAUUUCUCCUGAUGGGUUACUCCGAAGUGAUCCAAAACCAGAAAGACUACAAAUAGCAGAGGAAACUGAUGAUGUAUCGAUGCUAAGUGAUUGAAAGGAGAGUGAUCCUGAUCAAACUGAGCAGCUGAUGAUUGCAGAUUUAAAUGUUCCUUUUGCCUGGCGUGUUAAGGUUUUCCGAUUGUGUGCUAUUGCGUGUUUGUGUGUUAUUUUCCUCUUCCUUUUGCUUUUCCUUUUAAAGGAAGAAAUAUCAGCCUGGAGAGUAGACUGGAAGGCACUCUGAUCUAUUGCAAGCUUUCACCUCAAGGGAGAGCCUUGGUUGUGAUAUUUCUGUUGGCAAUGAGGUCAAUUUCAAGCCUUGGUU
Molecule: messenger RNA, 4242 nt
Organism: Pyrus x bretschneideri (Chinese white pear)
Lineage: Eukaryota; Viridiplantae; Streptophyta; Magnoliopsida; Rosales; Rosaceae
Product: disease resistance protein At4g27190-like
Exons: 4
Molecular function (GO): ATP hydrolysis activity; ADP binding
Source: RefSeq, a predicted model, not a curated record